AUGGCCACCUUGAGAGUAAGUUGUGUCUUGUGGCUCUCAGCAGCUUUGGUUGCUGUGAGUCUAUUUUUUAAGUGUGGAUUUCUCAAUACUGAACGAUCACUUCAACAAAUAUGUACGAAACCUGUCUUUGACAGUUUUACGCGUUUGAUAGAAGCCUUACUACGUGCACAAGGAAAGGUUUUUGAUAACUGUAUUGUAUUCAAUGAAGCGAAUUAUUCUCGGCGAAGACAAAUAUCUAUUCAAAGGCAAAUCACCACGAUAUGUCGGGCUAUUCUAAAUUUCGAACGGUUAUCUAAUGAAUCAAGUAUGAAGCAUAUUGAUGAUUGUUUCAUGGGUUUGACAGCAGCAGUGUUUCAUCGAGAAAGAAAAGAUUUCUGUAGUUAUACCGUGCUUAACGGAGUGAAUCAUUAAUUAUUCUCGCCGAAGUCAAACUUUUGGUAUCAUACAAUCAAACCUGCAUCUGUUGAUGCAAACAUGUUGCAAGGAAUUUAGUGAUAUUUUUUGCAAGGUCGGAAAUGAAUCGUUGAUACAAAAAGAACAGUUUUUGUUCUUGACUAACACCAUUUUAGAAUCAAGACGCUUCGAGAAUCAUGACCGAAUUUGCAUAUCUGAAGUGCUUCAAGCCUCUAAGGAAGUCUCCAUUGUGCCCUAUUUUAAUAACAACAAUAACAGUGUUUGUUCUGCGUCAAGCCUUUUAACGGGAAGACAGUGGUGCAAAUUGCCCUCAAUUAAGUUUAAAGUCUCUAAGUCGAAAUAUGCGAAAUCGAGGGUGACAUAUUAUUCUAACAGCGUUGCCAGCUAUCGAUUGCUUUUGAUUGCCGGUGAUGUCCAUCCUCAGCCUGGUCCCUCCGCAGCCGAGAAAACAAGGGUAAAAAAAACAACCGUCAAGUGUCCACAAUGUGAGAAAAUCGUUAAACGCAAUCACAAACGUAGUAACUCAUGGUUUAUCAAAAACGCCGGAGCUCAUGACCCGCGUAGUUGGACAUGUCCAGAGUGCACAUUAUCUGAGUUACCUUUCUUCAAUGUUAAGGACUUGGAAAUACUAGAAAGAAAAGGGAACGAACAGAUAAACUCAACUCUAGAUUCCGAAUUAGAAACGUUAGAUUUUAUUGCUGAAGCUUUGCGGAACCACCCCAAACAUCUCAGUAUUAUGCACCUAAACACGCAAAGUAUGGUUUCUUCAUUCAAUGAAUUUCAAACUCUUGUUAGUGAUUGUCCUAUGGAUAUUAUCACUAUGAGCGAAACCUGGAUUAAAGAAAAUCCCGCGCUAUUAGAUUAUGUCGCGCUUUCUGGAUAUACCGCUAUUUUCAACAGUCGUGACACGCGAUUCGCGGCGGCGGAGUGGGUGCAUGUAUUAGUAAUUCUAUCAAUUUCAAGCGCAGGAAAGAUAUUGAAAAUCUACAAACUGACUUUGAAAAUUUGUGGUUCGAAAUCCCUUGGCGGAACAAACAUAGUAAGGCCCUAA
Molecule: messenger RNA, 1465 nt
Organism: Paramuricea clavata
Lineage: Eukaryota; Metazoa; Cnidaria; Anthozoa; Malacalcyonacea; Plexauridae
Source: the annotation of a GenBank genome assembly